This is a messenger RNA of Ostreobium quekettii, 2724 nucleotides long. NCBI's taxonomy places the organism in Eukaryota, Viridiplantae, Chlorophyta, Ulvophyceae, Bryopsidales, Ostreobiaceae. The record is from the annotation of a GenBank genome assembly.
AUGGGGAAGAGCAAGUGGAAGGGGCGCAAUCAGAGAAAAGAUUUCAAAGCAAAAAGGGAAGACUGGUGGGAUCCCAAGAUCACACGACGAGGGAAAAAUGAGGCAGACGGAUGGAGCAAGCACACUGUAGAAAAUGAAAUGUUCGAAGAGUAUUACAAAGAGCAGGGCAUCGUCCCUGAGGGGCAGUGGGAUUUGUUCAUGACCACUCUGCGGACGGACCUUCCCAUCACUUUCAGGAUCAAUGGAAAGGGAAAGUUUGCCGAGACACUGCAGAAGAGACUUGAGGAAGACAUCUUUUCAAAAGUCAAGGAGCUGCGCAAGGACACAUGCAAGCCUCCCCAUAAGUUAGAGUGGUAUCCUGGUGGCUUGGCCUAUCGCCUGGACAUGUCCAGGAAUGAUUUGAGAAAGGAUCCUGUGCUGAGUCAAAUCCAUGAGUUCAUGAAGAGGGAGAAUGAUGUUGGAAGUAUCAGCCGCCAAGAAGCAGUGUCUAUGCUGCCGCCCUUGCUUCUUGACGUCCAGCCUCAUCACAAGGUUCUUGACAUGUGUGCUGCCCCUGGAUCGAAGACGUUUCAGUUGUUGGAGAUGUUGCAUGCUGGUGAGCCGACUGCACCACCUACGGGCUUUGUGAUUGCAAACGAUGCUGAUUUUCAGAGGUGCAACCUGCUUGUUCAUCAGAUAAAGAGGGUCUGCAGCCCCGCUCUCGUCAUCACAACCCACGAUGCUGCCCAUUACCCAUAUCCCAAGCCGAGGAGGCGAGAGCAACAGCCCCUACUGGAUUUUGAUCGUGUGCUGUGUGAUGUCCCCUGCAGUGGGGAUGGCACCUUGCGGAAAGCACCGGACAUUUGGAGUAGAUGGACUCCGUAUGAUGGGAAUGGGAAUCACAACCUGCAGCUGCGAAUUGCGCUCCGAGCAUGCAAAGUCCUGAAGGUAGGGGGACGCAUGGUGUAUUCAACUUGCUCAUUAAACCCUGUUGAGAACGAAGCUGUUGUGGCCGAUGUGCUUCGCCGCGUGGGUGGGUGCAUGGAACUUCUGGACGUUUCAGACAGUCUUCCUGGCUUAAAGACACGCCCUGGUUUGAAGACUUGGAAAGUGAGAGACAAGGACAGGUGGUACAGUGACUGGAAAGCCGUGGAAGCCUUUGAAAAUGAAAUGGGAAAGGGACCGUCGACCAUUGUGGACCCAACUAUGUUUCCAGAUGCCCUUUCCGAUGCCAUGCCCCUUGAACGCUGCUUGAGGUUGCUGCCAUUCGAUGGGGAUACUGGUGGCUUUUUUGUUGCUGUCCUCAAGAAGGUGGCGCCACUGGGUGUGGUGGACUACCCCACGAUUGAGCACAGAAAAUCCAAAAAAGACAAACGCAAUGCGCCUGUGUCUCAACACAAAGCAGAAAGCAGAUCUGCGAAGCCAAAUGACACUAUGAGGGCAGACAGAGGCCCACCAUCUUCAAAGGACACAACUGCUGCGGGCGUGCCUUCAUCAGUGGAGGUACGGGAUGGAGAGGUGUCUUGCACUGAAGCUGAACCUGGCCAGCCCAGCAGCACAACAAGGGCUGAGGAGCCCAAGGGGGAGCCCGCCGAUGGGACUUGCGGUGAUGUGAAACCUCCUGCAUUGGUGGAUAAGGAAGAAAGGGAGGCUGCAGGAUCGCAAUACGGUUCGGUGGAUCAGGCUGCUGAUGGUGGUGGGGAGAUCGGUGGAAAGAAAGGAGGCAAUGUGGUUAUGGAGGAGGCUGGUGCCCAGCCCAUAGCUGUGGCAGAAAAGGAGGGCGCUCAAUGGGUUCGUUCACCAAAUCAUAAGCAGGGCAAAUGGCCAGGUGUAGAUGGCAUCUUUACCAUGGACGAUCACUGGAUGGUGAAGCAAGUGCAACAGUUUUAUGGUAUUGAUGCUGUGGAUCUUUCAGCACACCUGAUUACUCGCGCCAACAGCAAUGAUGCUCCCAGAAAGAUCUACUUUGUGAGCAAGGCAGUGCGUGACCUGCUUGACGUUGAUGCAGAGAAUUUCCUCAGGAUGCCUGUGCUGGGAUUGAAGAUGUUUGACCGCCACUACCAAACGAGCACGGGCAUCCCUUGCGUGUACAGACUGUCCCAGGAAGGCCUGCCUGUCAUCCUCCCUCACAUCACCAAGCAGGUGGUUCAUCUGCAUGUGAGGGACAUGCUGAGAGUGCUGGAAGAGCGCUCAGUCCCGCUGCCACGCGACCUACCUGAUCCAGGCUUCCCUGAGGGAAAGGAAGCGGAGCUCAACUUCGGGACACCCAAGAGCCCCAUACUCGACGAUCAGGCAACCCUGGAACAGCUCAAGGUGACACAGCAUGGAGGGUGCGUGCUGAUGCUGAGGGACGAGCAGGCUGUGGCUCUCGGCUUGCCACUGUCAUCAGAGGCAAAAGGGGGCCUGACAGCCAACUGCCCGGUCGCCGUCGCCUGCUGGCGCGACCGCCUGUCGCUGAAUGUCAUGGUGAAAAAGCCCGAGUGCCUGGUCUUCGCCGAGAGGCUGCGGGAGGGCAUGGCGCGUGCUGGAAUGCCAGAAGCCUCCCGCCCGACAGGUGGGAGCAGUGCCGAGAAAUCGGGCUGCGGCUUGGAACCUGGAACCGACGGCAAAGGCGUCACAUGCAUGGAUGAAGAUGGGGCCGAAGACGUGGGUGCAAAGAAGAGGGAGCACGAGGGACUGGAGGGCACGGGCGAUAGGGUGGGCCGCGCAGAAAGGGAGAAGAAGCUGAAAUCGGACCACGAAUAG